CACCACCUGACAAAUAAUUGCAUCAUGUGACAUUAAACAUUUCACGAGACAAGACACAAGCACGAGACAAGCUGCAAGAGACUCACAAAACACUAGAACCCACAAGAACUCAAGCAAGACACUAACAUGGGAAAGAAAAAGUUGAACGAGGACUGCUUCGGCGAUCUUAACUACUUUAGCGGUGUCCUCCCGUCCCAUCACAACGAAGUAGGAUGUCACAAUGUCAGCCAACAAAGGAGAAGGAUCAUCUGCGAGAUGAAAAACCUUCUCCAAAACUUGGAGUGCAUGCCAAAAUGCAACGAAUGGGACACGUCAGCAUCAACAAAGGAUACAAAUGGGCCUUACAAAUUCGGAGUGUUCCAGCAAAGGAACGGCAAACCUUGGGAUUUGCACAGACAGAAGAGCAGAGAACUUAUCGGUGGGCAGAUGACGAUGUCAUGCGCUUGCCUGAAGAAGAACGGCCUUCAAGAUGACUGCAAAAUGAGUGAAUGUCGAGGAAAGGACUGGUGCUUGACCGAACCGUGGCCUUCAUGUCCUCCGUUCACCAAAGAGCAGAAACAAUGGGUCGAACCGAAUCCAUUAGAGAUGUGUCCGAAUGUAAGAGAAGGCAAGGUUACCGCCGGUCCCGGAUGGAAUGGUCCGCUUGUCAAACCUGACGGAUCCCCCGGCGUAGGCGGACCCGAUGGUGGAAGAAUGGUCUGUUAUGCACCGGAGACGUUCUUCGUCGGGAACAACGGCUGCUGCUACAAAUUGGAGCAGAUAUCAAACCCGUGUUGCCCCCAGAUGGCCGGAACUUACUCUAUGGAGCCGUGCUAGCAAAAUGGACAGGUUGAAGACAGUGGCAGAAUCGGUUUCGAGAAAAUUUGAUAGAACAAAACGUUAGAACCUCUUAAUUCAUCCGUCAGUCCGAGAUGAACGUUCGUGUGCACUUUUUCAAUCCAUGUACAAUUAACACAAUAAAUAAGUGAUUUUAA
Messenger RNA from Cimex lectularius (bed bug), 974 nucleotides. RefSeq lists its product as uncharacterized. Bases 127 to 816 code for a protein of 229 amino acids. The transcript has 5 exons. The record is from RefSeq and is a predicted model, not a curated record. NCBI's taxonomy places the organism in Eukaryota, Metazoa, Arthropoda, Insecta, Hemiptera, Cimicidae.